Messenger RNA from Myripristis murdjan (pinecone soldierfish), 1945 nucleotides. RefSeq names its product V-set and immunoglobulin domain containing 8b (gene vsig8b). The record is from RefSeq and is a predicted model, not a curated record. The coding region runs from base 357 to 1448 and encodes 363 amino acids. The transcript has 9 exons. NCBI's taxonomy places the organism in Eukaryota, Metazoa, Chordata, Actinopteri, Holocentriformes, Holocentridae.
UAUCAAACAAGGGUUUAUGUAGGGCUUGAACACUGUAGCAGUUGCCAUAGUUGCAGUGGCAUUUGCAGCGCUGUCAUAUGUAAUAUGUGUGGCAGGGAAACGUUGGAGGAAAUGUAACAUCACACCGCAAUGACAUCAAAACCACAGAUAACACCGCAGAUUACACUUGAACUGCUGUUUCGAGGUGCUUCCAGCUUCAGGAGUGGCCAACACAGCCACACUAUGGACAGACAGGGUGUGGCCGUAGUUACCUGCUCUGUUACACCUGAGAGCAAAAUAAGCCAGCGUUAGUUAUUUGCCCAGGCCUGAGAGGAGCUCUGCUGUCACUGGAUUAUUUCUCCACCAAAAGAGCUGCAAUGAAGCUCGUAUCCGCCAGCAUGAGGCUAAAGGUGGCUGUGUUGUUUCUUGCAACAUUUAAUUUGAAAACAGAGGCGAUGCUGGUGACAUCCUCAGGACCACAGACCAUCCAAAGGGCCCGGGGGGAGAAAGUCACAAUAGGGUGCACCUACACCCCGGACCCCGCGGACACCGGAGAACUGGACAUCGAAUGGUCCAACGUCAGCCCUGACAUGACUCAGAAAGACAAACUGAUCUUGUCGUAUUCAGGGGGCCAGACGGUGCACUAUGACCCCAGCCUCUCCAAAAGGCUGAGCUUCACAGGAGACCCCAAGCAGGGAGACGCCUCCAUCGCAAUCUCAGAUGUGAAGAUCUCAGACACAGCCACGUACCAGUGUAAAGUCAAGAAAACACCCGGCGUUGACAUGCGAAAAGUCACACUUGUAGUGAUGGUUCGCCCAUCAGUGCCAAAGUGCUGGGUGGAAGGAGGUGAGGAGAAAGGCGGUACAGUCUCCCUCCGCUGCAAAUCCUCUGAGGGAUCCACUCCUUUGAGUUAUGUGUGGAGGCGAGAGAGUGGAGGUGCCAUUCCACCCACUGCAACACAAGACCCACAGACUGGAGAGCUGUUGAUAAGGAAUCAUUCAGAGAGCAAUGUGGGAAAUUAUGUGUGCGAAGCGAAAAAUGCUGUUGGCAGAGAGCAGUGCAAAUACACACUCUACGCGUACAACCCGCCAAACAAAGUGGGUGUCAUAGUCGGGGCAGUAAUCGGUGCUCUGUUGCUGCUGCUGCUCCUCCUGCUCCUCAUCUGGCUCCUGAUUUGCUGCUGCCACAAGCGUCGCUAUGAGAAGGAGGUUGCAAACGAAAUCAGGGAGGAUGCCCCGGCCCCGGAGAGCAGGCCCUCCAGCAGAAACUCAAGCUUCCGCUCAGUGCUGGGCUAUCGCGCCCACCCCGGGGUGAUCUACAGCACCGUGAACAAAGCCCAGCCCACUAGGACCGAGUCUACCCGAAGUGCCAUCUACACAGCCAGGAGCAACGGCUCGUCACAGUCAGCGUCUCCCGGAGCAAAACCGCCUCGCCUACAAUACGACAGCAGAUAUGGAUACCCUGUGUAACAGCAGACGGUCAAACACAAGCCCAUUUUGGCCUGAUAGAAUUUGCCUUCAGUACAAAACCACAGCUUGUAAAGAAUACUGCAGCUAUGACAAAUGGUGCAAUACAAUACAGAGGAACAUAAUGGUACAGGCCCACUAGAGACAUAUUUGAAGGCACAAUUGCUAAUUAGCUCGUUAAGAGUGCUGCUAUAUGACUACUGGAAACCCAUAAAAAUUUACCUCUGCCCUAUGGACAAACAUAAUACUCAACUGGCUGACUUUCAUGAUGCACUGUAAGACGCAUCACUGCCUCUAUUAACAAGAGAAGGUCUGAAAAACGACUCUCCAUAACCAAAGUCAUUACUGCGCUCAUUUUGCAAAUCCUGUAUGUGUAUGUAGCAAAUAACAUGUACUUUUGUUUUGAUGCCUAUAUUUUUUCCAUUAAGCAUAUAAGCCUUUGUCUAUUGUAUUUUUUUUAAAAUAUUUGUACAAUAAAAUAACCUUUUUUUUAAACUGAA